Messenger RNA from Ascochyta rabiei, 1362 nucleotides. RefSeq names its product battenin CLN3 protein. Gene Ontology annotation, biological process: regulation of intracellular pH. Gene Ontology annotation, cellular component: membrane; vacuole. The record is from RefSeq and is a predicted model, not a curated record. Lineage: Eukaryota; Fungi; Ascomycota; Dothideomycetes; Pleosporales; Didymellaceae. The coding region runs from base 1 to 1362 and encodes 453 amino acids. The transcript has 3 exons.
AUGGCCCUUCCUAUGCCCGGCUCUCCAGCUGCUUCGUGGGCCGUCUAUCGUGCCCGGCUGAAGGCUGUCUUUGACGGCGCCGAUCCUAGGGUUUGUGCUGCUUUCUGGUUGUUUGGGCUCAUCAACAACGUCCUCUACGUCAUCAUCCUCUCAGCCGCCCUCGACCUCGUCGGCCCCAACGUGCCCAAAGGCGUCGUCCUGCUCUGCGAUGUGAUACCCUCCUUUCUGACGAAGCUCUGCGCGCCCUACUUCAUACACAAGAUAGCUUACAACGUGCGAAUAUGCAUCUUCGUGGCUUUGUCGGCAAGCGGCAUGCUCAUCAUCGCCCUCACACCAGCACUGCAGGACUCGAGAACCAUUGCGAUCAAGAUGUGCGGUGUUAUGCUGGCCAGCUUAAGCAGUGGAGCCGGUGAGCUCAGCUUCCUGGGUCUGACACACUACUACGGCCACUUUGCUCUUGCGGCUUGGGGCUCUGGCACGGGCGGGGCGGGACUGGUGGGCGCGGGAGCCUACGCCCUGGCGACCAACACACUGCAUAUCAGCCCUCGCACGAGCUUGCUGGUCUUCUCUUUCCUGCCUUUGAUCAUGUUGGCCAGCUUCUACUGGCUGCUUCCUCUCGGCCCACUGAAGACGGGAACGAGCAAGAGUCACGCAUAUGAGCCUAUAACCAGCGACGAUCAGCAAGACGAGGACGAGGCGCUGGCAAAUGGAAGGGAGCACGACGGACUACUAUCGUCUUCAGCGCAUUCAGCAUCCGAGCGAAGCUUCGCGUCUGCUAAGAACAGUGGCGUCACGGGCGCCCUCGGCAGCUUCCAGGUGAACUUGAGCCGCGCUCGCGCGCUGUUCUUUCCCUACAUGCUUCCCCUACUCCUCGUCUAUGUCGCCGAGUACACUAUCAACCAGGGCGUGGCUCCGACCCUCCUCUUUCCACUCCGCAACUCUCCUUUCUCCGAGUACCGCUCUUUCUACAGCACCUACGCUGUCAUCUACCAAGUCGGCGUCUUUAUAUCGCGGUCGUCGACGCCCUUCAUACGCAUCCACCAUCUGUACCUGCCCUCGUUUCUCCAGAUGGCCAAUCUGGCUCUGCUCACUCUACACGCCAUGUUUGAUUUCAUUCCCAGCUACUACAUCGUGUGCGUUGUAAUAUUCUGGGAGGGCCUGCUCGGCGGACUCGUGUAUGUGAGCACGUUUGCCGAAAUCACAGAUAACGUGAAUAAGGAAGACCGCGAGUUCAGCUUGGGAGCGACGAGCGUGAGUGAUUCCGCGGGCAUCUGCGUAGCUGGCUUCUUGAGCAUGGCCGUCGAGGUUGGGUUGUGUAGAUGGCAGGUCGAUCAUGGACGAAGCUACUGCAGACUGACAUAG